AUGGCUUUUAAAGCUACAUACGAAGAAUCAAUCACCUCUCAGAAUAUGAAAUCAGGGUUUCGAGAAACAGGUUUAAUACCAUUUAAUCCUGAAGCUGUACUUUCGAAAUUAGAUAUUCGAAUUCGCACACCUACCCCCCCUCUUUUCAACCUAGAUCAAUGGAUCUCUCAAACCCCUCGCAACCCAACUGAAGCUCUUUCUCAAUCAACUUUAGUGAAAUCUCGAAUAACCCAUCAUCAAUCAAGCUCCCCUACACCUAUAUUCGAGAGUGUACUAGCUCUAGCUAAGGGUAUAGAGAGAUUAGCUCAUGAAAAUACACUUUUGACUGCAGAGAUUCGUAUACUUCGGAAGGCAAAUGAAGCAUUAAGCAAGCGUCGACGCGCGGAAAAAAACCAAUUACGUCAAGGAGGAGUACUCACCGGACAAGAGGCUCUUGAUAUAUUAUCUCAGCAAGAGGUUGAUAUUCAGAUUCAAUGCGACGAGCGUCAAAAAGGGGGGAAUUCUAAUGGGGAAGCAUCUUCUAAUAGAUGUUGUACGUGA
Sclerotinia sclerotiorum 1980 UF-70 is the source of this 540-nucleotide messenger RNA. RefSeq lists its product as hypothetical. The transcript is spliced from 2 exons. The coding region runs from base 1 to 540 and encodes 179 amino acids. The record is from RefSeq and is a predicted model, not a curated record. Lineage: Eukaryota; Fungi; Ascomycota; Leotiomycetes; Helotiales; Sclerotiniaceae.